AUGAAUUAUCUAUCUCAAUUAGGGAAAUUGUUUUCUUUAGAAACAUUGGAUACUCGAUUAAACCCAACCACUAAUCCAAUUAAACGACAAUCAAUUAUCAAAAAAGCUAAUCCUACUUCAAGAUGGUCAACUUUAGAAUUUAAAAUAUAUUUAACCAUUCUUAUUAUUGUGGUACCAUUAAUGAUUAAAGCUGCUAUGGAAUCAUCUAAUGAAACUAAUCCAAAUUAUCCACGAUUUCAACAUUUAUUAAGUGAUGGAUGGAUUUUGGGACGUAAAGUUGAUAAUUCUGAUCAACAAUAUCGAUUUUUCAGAAACAAUUUCCCAUUAUUAUGUGGAUUAAUAUUUAUUCAUGUUACAUUGAGGAAAUUGAUUAAUACAUUUAUAAUCAUACCGAAUGGCAGGUACAAUAAUAAUUUUAAACGAACUUAUUUUGAUUUAAUAUUUGGAAUUAUAUUUCUUAUUGGAGCUCAUGGAAUAAAUGUUUUUAAAAUUCUGUUUCAUUUAUUUAUAAAUUAUUUAAUUGGGAAAUAUAUUAAAAAUUAUAAAUUGGCUAUUUGGUGUACUUGGAUAUAUGGGAUUUUUUCAUUAUUUUUCAAUGAAUGGUUUGGUGAUUCAAGUUUUGGCUUAUCAAUUUUUGUCAACGGAAGUGGUUAUUAUACUGGGAUUAUACCUCGUUGGGAUGUAUUCUAUAAUUUCACUUUAUUAAGAAUGCUUUCAUUUAAUUUAGAUUAUAUUGAACGAGAAAGGAAACUUGGUAAUAAUGACGGACAACUCAAUCUUAACAAACAAGAAAACAUUAAUGGAGCUGAUAAUCCUCCAACACUACUUAAUUUAGAUGAUCGUCAAAGAUUAUCAGCUCCAUUACCAUUGGAUGAUUAUAAUGUGUCAAAUUAUAUCGCUUAUAUUUCCUAUACUCCAUUAUUUAUAGCUGGUCCUAUUAUUACAUUUAAUGAUUAUGUAUAUCAAUCCAAUUACCAACAAUCUUCAACAACACAAAAUUAUCAACGAAUUUUCAUGUAUGCCAUUAGAUUUCUAUUUUGUUUAUUAGUGAUGGAAUUUUUAUUACAUUUCAUGUAUGUUGUUGCUGUAUCUAAAACAAAAGCUUGGGAUGGUGAUACACCAUUUCAAAUAUCAAUGUUGGGGAUGUUUAAUUUAAAUCUUAUUUGGUUGAAAUUAUUAAUUCCUUGGAGAUUAUUUCGAUUAUGGGCAUUAUUAGAUGGUAUUGAUCCACCAGAAAAUAUGAUUCGUUGUAUGGAUAAUAAUUUUUCGGCAUUAGCAUUUUGGAGAGCUUGGCAUCGAUCUUAUAAUCGUUGGGUUAUUAGAUAUAUUUAUAUUCCUAUGGGUGGUAGUGGCACGGGGAAAUAUAGAAUCAUCAACAGUUUAUUAGUGUUCAGUUUUGUUGCUAUUUGGCAUGAUAUUGAAUUGAAAUUAUUAAUGUGGGGGUGGUUAGUGGUAAUUUUUUUGAUUCCAGAAAUUCUGGCAACAUUGAUAUUUUCAAAAUAUAAUAAGAAUUGGUGGUAUAGAUAUUUAUGUGGAAUUGGUGCUGUAAUUAAUAUUUGGAUGAUGAUGAUUGCUAAUUUGGUAGGGUUUUGUUUAGGUACUGAUGGAAUGUGGAAAUUAUUACAUGAUUUAUUCCAAACUUUUGAAGGUGGAAGAUUUUUCAUAAUUUCUUCAAUUUGUUUAUUUGUUGGGGCACAAAUUAUGUUUGAAUUAAGAGAAUCAGAAUUAAGAAGAGCCAUUGAUGUAAGGUGUUAA
Molecule: messenger RNA, 1755 nt
Organism: Candida albicans SC5314
Lineage: Eukaryota; Fungi; Ascomycota; Pichiomycetes; Serinales; Debaryomycetaceae
Gene: GUP1
Product: O-acyltransferase
Exons: 1
Coding region: 1-1755 (584 amino acids)
Biological process (GO): GPI anchor biosynthetic process
Cellular component (GO): endoplasmic reticulum
Source: RefSeq, a predicted model, not a curated record